AGCGUACUUGGCUCUCGCGUAUCAAGAUGGCCAUGUGGGUUUCCAACACAGAGGAGAAGUACUGGGAGAAGAGUACGGUGGAUGAAGCCGCUCGCCGUCGCCUGAACGGCGAGUCUGCGUGGUGUAUGGAUCACGUCAAGAAAAUCAAGGCGGCGGGCGGCAUCUCGCUGAACCCGGAGCACGGCUCGGACACGGCGGCGGACCAGCCCUGGGCCAUCGAUGAGAGCUGCAUGGCCAAGCUCGCUGACACCUACUGCCUUGUGACGACUGCCCUGUGGAUGCUUCCAAAGGCCAUCAUCUUUGUGCUUCCCAUGCUCCUGCUGAACAUCCCCUCCAUGGUGGUGAUUCGUUGCUACGCGGGCUCCUUCAAGCCAGGCACCGACGAGGUGAAGCGCAGCUGUGGCUAUUGGCUCUCCUUCCUGUUGGCCGCGUUUUGCUACAUCCCCGCGGGGAUCCUCGCCAUCGUCAUGCUGUGGCUGGAUUACGUCUUCUACUGGAUCUUCGGUCUGGUCUUCUGCCUCUUCACCUUCCGUUGGUGCGCGGUUUGGAAAUCCAUGCGAGCGCUGGAUCCGUAUCGCAAUGGCCCCUGGAUCAUUUUGCACAUCCCUGACCUCUACACCGCCUUGAUCGGCCAGACCAACCGCCAGGGUGUGUUUGAAGUGACCUACACCUUGGCAACCUGCUUGUACAUCAUGCCCUGGCUCAAGUACUACAUGAACUGCAACCCCUGGCUGCACAACUUGGACCAUCGCAUGGUGAAUCAGAUCAGCACGGAGCUGGCGGAGAUCAACCCCUUGGAGCACCGCGCCUCGAUCGCCCGGGACAUCAUCUCCAGGACCAAGCACAAGCCGCAGCGGGCUUCCAAGCUGGACUUGUGGUCCUUCGUGCCCCACUACCCCUACCCGCCACCGGGGCGUCGCUACGCCAUGGGCUUCCAGCAAGGCGGCACUUGGCCGAAGUCCUUCUUGCUGAUGGUGCACACCACCCAUGCCAACCGCGCGGAUGGCGGCAGCACUGAGCAGAUGGUACUAUCCAACACUUGCAGCUACCCAGUGUAUCGCGUGAUGUUGUGGUACAACAACCCCUACCACUUCUACAGUGGCUGGGUGGAGGCACAGCUCACCACUGGCGGCGUGGCCCAGCCGGAGAAGGCGGAGGGUGGGGAGCACCCCAUGUGGCUGGUGACCGCCCCCACGCCCAUGGUGUCUGGGCGCAAAUCCUUCCUGGGCACAGGCUUCAUCGACCGCUUUUUCGACUACUGGCUGCCCGUCUUUGUUCAUGAGAUGCGAUACUCGGAGCAGCGCAUCCAGGGGAGGACCCAUGAGGAAGCCGUGGAGUUUGCCAACAGCAGGUACCAGGAAGUGCACUCCAAGGACGGAGUGUCCCGGCCCAUCAAGGACAAGAUGGGGCUGGACAAGUACGGCGGCAAAACGGCGCUGGACGACUACACGCUGCCGGAGCUGCUGAAGGAGCAAGAGCGAGACAUUGAGAACCAGGACAAGGCAGCAUGAGAAGGUCUCGGAAAGCCAUGUGAGCGAGCGAGGCUGCCAGUUGACGCUUUGGGGGAAACCUCCGACCACGAACAGUGGUUGA
Molecule: messenger RNA, 1593 nt
Organism: Effrenium voratum
Lineage: Eukaryota; Dinophyceae; Suessiales; Symbiodiniaceae
Source: the annotation of a GenBank genome assembly